AUGGCUUCCGCGGCGUGCUCCUGCGCGAGCCUUCCACUGGAACAGCUCGCUCUUUACCACGCAGUCGACCCGGUCCUGUCUUCGAUAUUUGUCUUCCAUGGGCCUGCAACCACGGCCAACUCAACCCUCAAUAGCUCGCGCAUCCAAGUCCAUAUUUUUACUGCAGAUGGCCUACAAAGCUAUCCGCGCGUCACUGUAUCGCCGGCUGCUCCCCUGUAUGCAGCUGUAAACCACCUACCACGCGAAAGGCAGGGCGACGAAGUCUACCGAGGGCUGGCAGUCUGUUUAUUUAAGUACUUCUCGGAGAUUCCAGAUUCCGUGAAAAGUGAGCUGGUUGCGCUCGCACAUCCAAGGAGACCAAGCUCCAAACCACUGCAGUUCUUUGAUGAGCUGCAUGCAGCGGAUCUCGCAGAUAAGAUGGAAAAAGUGGAGAAUCCGGCUGCAGUGGUUCGCGACCUGAAAGAUGCGUUCGCGGAUAGGGUUGUUCCAUGGGUUGACAUUGAUCUAGUUGUCCCUGCGGGCACCAUAACAGUCCCAACGUCACCGGGCGAAUCGUCACGCCAGUCACUGCUAGGAUAUAGUGAAUCAAGCGCUGAGUCGCCCAUCUAUGAGAAGUUUGCUGACCGGUUCGGUAAACUUGCACCACUAGUAGAUUCUCUGGGUGAACCCAUUUUUCUACCUACAUCAAAGUUGCGCCGAGCUCCGUCGAAACCUUCAAAUCUCAGCAAGUCUAAAUUGUUUUCCACUACUCAAAAGGAAGCCCUUCGGCUUUCCAUGUGCGAGUUUGUCGAUACGGAAGAAAGAUAUGUUCAUAAAAUGUAUGACCUCGUUCAUAAUGUUGCGCAUGAAUUUUGCCAAAAGGCAAGGGCGAAAGCACCGACGAGUACAAGCCCAGAUGAAUCAGUGUUAGCCAAGCUGUUUCCACCUUGCCUUAACGAGAUUCUUGAAGUGAAUAUGGGAUUUCUGGAUGCUAUACGUCUUGUCCUGGAGGAAACAGAGAAAGAUGCCCUAGAAGACCUAUCCCAUGAUACCAUGCUUGACCCAUCCGCCUUCCCUCGUGACCCUAAUACUGGCCGACGAAAUGAUCUUUUGGGCGCAAUUGCUUUCGCCCAAUGCUUGCUUGACUGGCUUCCGCGUUUCUCCAAGCCGUAUGGACAGUAUAUGCAUGCCCAUACGGGAUUCUACUCCCUCCUCAAUUCUUUUCUGGGCGAUCAGAAUUCCUCUUUUUCUAAACGGGUCUAUGAGACUGGAGAGCAACGGAUGCGUUCGUUACUCAUGGAACCAAUCCAGCGCCUUCCACGAUACAGCCUCUUAAUUGAUACUAUGACUGCAUCCCUUCCAUCAAUGCACCCAGCUGUGAAGUCGUUGCUAAAGGCGCGCGAUACGGUCACAGAAAUAUGUUCACUAGACUCAUAUUCAGCUUCUGAUCACUCCCAGACACUGAUACACUUGCGAAAGAUAGUCCAUGAGUGGCCAGAAUUUGUCGCUCCAGCUGGCCGUUUAAUCACCGCUGUUGAUGUGUUUACCCUCCUACCCCCUUUCAGAUCAAGCUCGUCAGGCACAAGAGGUCAACCAGGCAUAUUGUUGCUCUUUGCUGAUUGUUUAGUAUUCCUGACUAAACACCCAGAAAGCAAGUGGACGGCCCGUGGACUCUGCGCUGAAAUUGACAAGGCUAGAGCGGAUAUUGAUACAGAUAGCACGGAGAUUUCACCUCCAUUAGACCUUAUGUUCGGUCAACAUAUGCUCACUACCAGCAUUCGUUGUUCACAGUCUAGAUGUGGACGUGUCUUGUAUCUUGUUCCGGCCCGGAAUUUCAUUCAAAACGAGCAUUUGCGUUCCCAAAAUAUUAUUCUCACCCUUGAACUUACAUCAACGUACGAGGGGAAGGCUACCAAACUUAUUGAAGAGAUCACCAAGGCUAAGAUUGAAGGAAGGUUCCCAGAGCAUUAUAGAGAACAAGGGAAAUGGUCGCUCCAUACUUCAAAGGGGGCGUUUGGCAAUUUAGGAACAAUGAUUUGUGUGUUUGAACAUGACGAAACGGAGCCGGAUAUUCCUAAGUUUCCAUCUAGUGUUAAAUUGAUUGUGGAUGCUACAAAAGACACCGUGGCAGAUCAACUAAAGUCUGGUCAGGUAGAAGUCGUUGCAUCGAUUUUUCCUAUGCUGGGAGGCUCCAGGUUCAGAAUGGAUUUAGAUUCUGUCGUCGGUACUCCAUCCAGUGACACAUUUUCUGCGGAAGAUUUUACUGCUACCCUGUCUAAACGAAUUACGACUCUUCUUUGCCCUCUUUCUCAAUCCCCAAACCCCCUGCUUACUGAGAUAAUUCUACAGAGCAACUUCAACAUACUGCGAGUUGUUGCUCAACAUAUCUUAGGUGCCUCCAAGGGAUCUAAGACAUUCCGGCCACCAUCCCCAACAAAGCUGUUAUCUACCCUUUGGAGCGCCAGCCAACCUAAAAAUCUCGGUCAUGCUCCUUCAAAAUCGCUUCCAUCACUCCCAGCUUUGUCCAACAAUGUGCCAACUUUGCAGCCCCAAUCAUCGAAUACCAGCUUAGACGAUGUUUCUCCGCAAAAACUUCCACAUGGGGGUAUAAGCAUUCCCGAUGGAACCGCAAGUCCACUUGAGCAAUUGGAAGAGACAUUUACCGCUUAUAUACUUGCGAUCCGUUCAAGAAGUGGGAAUAUUGUUGGUCGCGUACUAAGAUCCCGGGACCGUGUCGAUACGACGGCGGUAAAUGAGCUUUACAAUAUUCUUCUAGAGGACCCAACCCAACUUCAAGCUGCUGCAGAGUCCCCUGUUGAUAUACUGAUAGUUGCUUUUGAGACCUUCCUCGACAAGGCUUGGAAGGAGAAAUUUGGCCCGAUAAUACCCCAAACUUCCCUCUUGAUUCUUCUAGCUAAAUUUGAUGCCUUGUUUCCCGGGGACUUUGAAGACUAUUUCCAUGGCUUUCUGUCUGAGAUGAGUCCACAAACUCGCCGUGCGCUUACAGCAUUGAUACAGCUGCUUGCGCAGUUGCUAAAUGACUCUGGGAACGAUGGUGACAGAGGCGCAUUAACGGAUGUGUUAUCCGAAAUACUCACUGAGGACGGCGACGCAAGGAAAACAAUACCUCUCCUUGACAGGCUUGUUGAAGACUUUGAAAGAUUAUUUGAUGAAUCUGGACCUACAGCAUCUGAGGGACACCUUGCUCACGAAAUAAAUCGAGGCCUACUAGCUCCUGGAUCAAUUGGUUCGAAUGCAUCGUCAUUCAGAAAGCGAUUUGGAUUUGGAUUGAGUCGGGAAAACAGUAUUAAAGACGGGGAGGGCAAAGUCAGCUCUAUUAUUCGAUCUUUGAGCAAAUCGAAAGCAGCUUCGGAGAACGAUGUUCUCUCCAAGAAUUCACUAAUGCGAUCUAAAUCCACUGAUAUAGACAGUCGUCUGCAUAGUCUUCUAAGACCCCGAUCCCGAGAUCGGCCUCUUAUGCAGACAAUAUUUGCUCAAGAUGAAGAAAUUAACCGCCCAACCAGCUCUAAUAGCAGCACACAGCCUUCCCUCGCUUCCAUUGUCGAAAACCCUGUUGUAGGGCGAACCUCUACUCCGAGAAAAAAGAGAAGAAGCUCACUCUCUGAUCUGAAAGAUCUCCCAACGGCUGACAUAGCGCCUCUAUUUGCAAACAGGGAGUUUACAAAACCUUCAAAUAUUCUCACUUCCGCUCAAACUCCAGAACCAGCAACACCACCGACAAAAUCCCUUGGGCUACCCAUCCAUAGUGCGCAACAUACGCCUAUUGAAAAUACUCCUCCGACUAGAAUAGCAUCGCCGGUGCGUCAAAUAGCUGCUAAUAUAAAAGAGGAUGUGCCUCCUCCGUCUCCUCGAACGACACUAGCAGAUCGAUCAACCAAUACGAGGCAGCAUGCUUCAACGAUAUCUAUGCCACUUCGGAGGAGAGCAGAUAGUACGCGGGCGGGAACACCGUCUAAAAUUGCUGGACCGCGUGACAAACCCACUCGACCAAGUAGCAGCGAUGGCUAUGGUCGUAGGCUACAAGCACAGUCAAAUUCACCCCCUAAACCGCAAAAGUUACGGAUGCAAACACCGCAAAAGGUAUGCUUUAUUCAUCAUUUAUAUAUAGUCCAGGAUAUCUCUAACAUUUCCAAAGUUACGCGAGCGUGUGUUAAAUGAACGAAAGGCCAUAGCUUCCGCAGAGUCAUCCUUGCAGGCUGAACUUGCAUCCGUCACUGAAGAAUUAAUGUCCACUUCUCCAUCUAGAAGACGGCCAUUGUCAUCUGCUGGCCCCCAGGCAAGGCCUAUUACAUCAUCCCCUGCCCCUACUUCAUCCAAUGCCCUUCUGCAAAGGGUUCGCAUGCUUGAGAGCAAACUCUCUGCAUUAACUUCAAACCUUGGUGCUAGGGCAGCUGGCCUUGAAAACGAUUUGGAGAACUCCCUCCUGGUCUCCGAAAAGCGAGCGCGAAAACUUGACGAACUUUACCGUGAAGCUGGAAAAGAGAACGAAGCAUUGUAUGAGCGAUUUAAUAACGAACUAAGUAAAAUGACCAGGGAAAUUCGACUUGGUGCUGGCGAGGAGGCACUUCGAAAUCAAUUGAAGGAUGCACUUGAUGAAGUGGCGCGUGUGAAAAAGGAGAAUAUGCGACUGAAAAGGGAAAUCGGCGGGCUGAAAGCGCAACAAAUAGGUGAUCCCUCGAGCUAAAAUGCGUCGAGCAGCCUGGACCAUGACCCGUGACGUUGACGAAGCCUGCUUCGCGGGCCCCCUUCAACAGAUAUGCAUGAAGAUUGCCUAGAUUACUGUACAUCACUAGUUGAUAUGUCAGAAUUGGCGUUCAAUGGUAGAACUGGUAAUAAAAUAUGGGUUUGGAUUAAAUUUCACUGUGAGGGGGCUUAUUCAGUUCUUGUUUACGUUUAUUCAUAAUGAAUGGUAAAUCAUAUGACCUAGUAUGAUUGGAACCAACGUCGUCGUCGGGGCAUUCUUCCCAAGUGAAUUAUUAAAAGUAGUCUAUAUCUUCUCGAGAAAUCAUGGCAGUAUAACAUACAAAAUCUACUUGUUUCAGGAAUCAGGCCACACUAUGAAGCACCCAAUUCCUCACACGGCGUGUCAAAUGCUUUCCAGGAUACAGCUUGAACGGUAUUCGGGUCUAUCCAUUUGUAUCUCACUUCCCAUUCCACGCUCCAAGGUACAUCAAAAGUACAAUCACCUCUUGCCCCCUCAGUGUCUCUAACGGGUGUUCUUACUCGUAUCUUUGUCCGGAAGGACAUUGGUAUGGAUGGCAUCCCCAAAAGCUGAUCUUGUAUACUCUCAAAACUUUCACCGUCUUUAAUUUCUGGUGCCACAUCUGUUAAGAUAGGGGCAGAAAACCGAAUUUUCCCAGGAGCAAGAAGAGCCAGGAAUUUCUGAAACACAGAUGGUGCUAUGUUCAAAACUGGAUCUGGUGGUCUCGUUGUAGUUGCGGAUAUUGGGUUCUGAGAAGCUAAAUAGGUUACAAGUGUUGAGUCCUGAGAGGCGUGGCGGGACGGGGCACGAGAUUCACGUUCCUCAUCCAUGGUAAAUUUGCCCUUUGCCAUGUCUCUAUCUAAUGAUCUCUUCAUGGCUCCCCCUAGUAUUUUUCGGAUCCUGACCAAGUCAGUUGG
Trichophyton rubrum CBS 118892 is the source of this 5619-nucleotide messenger RNA. RefSeq lists its product as uncharacterized. The record is from RefSeq and is a predicted model, not a curated record. The transcript has 2 exons. Gene Ontology annotation, molecular function: guanyl-nucleotide exchange factor activity. The coding region runs from base 1 to 4158 and encodes 1385 amino acids. Lineage: Eukaryota; Fungi; Ascomycota; Eurotiomycetes; Onygenales; Arthrodermataceae.